AUGAGCGACUUCUGUAAACAGGCUGAUCAGUGGAGCUCGAAAUACGUCGAUUUGAGUGCUACUGGAAAGGAAGGACUAAUGGAUCGACGAGCAAGCAGCAUCACAGGAACAGAAGGAAUGCUGGAAGCAAAGGUGCUUCCUCAGCGGCCAGGAUUUCGACACCACCGAAAAGAGAACUAUGUGUGCCGAGAGCCCCUGUCCCGGCAAUCUACAGAGUUUAGUGAGGUCCCGGAGGGGACUCAGACCCAGUCCCAGCAGCCGCCCAGGGUGAAACUGAAUGGCUCCACUGUGGAGACACCCAGCCACCACGACCUGCACCGCGAACUACUGCUCAGCACCAAACGAGGCCUGUUACCGGGAGAGAAGCCUGAGCUGAAGCGAGUCCUGGAACAGAGGAGGCUGGAGCAGCAUAGAGAGCAGGAACUGGCUCUACGGCCUCCUUUAGAACUGGAGACUGAACUACGCAAGAGACAGCAGAUACUGCUGGAGUAUGAGCAGGAGGAGAUCAGGCGUCGAGAGGAGCAGGAGAAAGGUGUCCCUGAGUUUGUUCGCGUGAAGGACAACCUGAGGCGCACACAGGUGUCUGGGCAAUGAAGGCCACAUGAUGCUCUGUCCCUUCCCAUCACCCCCCGCAGCCUCCCACCACAAAGGCUCUGGCUGGGGCCCGUUUCUACACCCAAGAGUCCAAAGACUGCACUUCUACGCCUCCCUCACCACAAUGGUUCUGCCAUUACAAUGCAACCACCCUCCUGUUUCACCCUCCACCAACCUCCACUGUGCCCCAUAACCUACAGCUAUAUGAUGAGGGUCAACUUCACUGCAGCAAGUUACUGAAAAGACUACUACUAGGACUGAUAUGCAUCUCUUGCUGGACUGUUUAUACUUUGUGAAAAAAGCUAAUAAAGAAUCAAAUAAGAAAACGUGUGAAAUAUAAAGCAAUGUAGGAACUGGUCAAUAGGUUUCAUGUAGAGAAUGUGAGU
Messenger RNA from Oncorhynchus keta (chum salmon), 980 nucleotides. RefSeq lists its product as uncharacterized. The transcript has 5 exons. The record is from RefSeq and is a predicted model, not a curated record. Bases 1 to 594 code for a protein of 197 amino acids. NCBI's taxonomy places the organism in Eukaryota, Metazoa, Chordata, Actinopteri, Salmoniformes, Salmonidae.